Molecule: messenger RNA, 1264 nt
Organism: Aspergillus japonicus CBS 114.51
Lineage: Eukaryota; Fungi; Ascomycota; Eurotiomycetes; Eurotiales; Aspergillaceae
Exons: 1
Coding region: 303-1064 (253 amino acids)
Source: RefSeq, a predicted model, not a curated record
UCGAGAUGUGAUGAAAUCAUCUCAAUGUCUUGUCCUGUCCCCUAAAGAUCUGUUCCCCCUCCUUCUGUUCCUUCCACACACUCUCUCUCUCUCUUUUUUUUUCUGGUACUCAUCUAAUUCUCCGAUUCCUCUUUCUUGACAAACACCAAAGUCAUACAUCCUUAAUAUUCAUACACUUAUAGAACCAUAUAUCUUGGAUUGUCCAGAGAUACCCUUCCUUUGGUCCAACCCACAACACAUCCGGUGUGUUCUUGUUAUUGUCCUUGAUCAAGUUAUCGCAGGGACAUUCGAACCGAGGCAAAAUGGCGAUUCUAGACAAAGAAAAUCGGUCCCGCGGCCUGCGAGUGCCUUCCUUUGCCAAAAAAGGCUUCAAGCAAAAAUCUUCUGAAUCUCUGCCUACGAAAGAAUCCGCGCCCGUCCAGCAACCUUCCGCAGCUCCUGCUGUGACUCCCCCACGAUCCGAAUCCAUUCCGGCACCUCCGCCGUUAAGAUCGCAAGAGCCUGACGAACUCCCUCCUCCCCCCACUGUACAACCCUCUGCUGGCCCAGGGUCUUUGACUGACGGUCGCAGUCAGCGCCCGCCUUACAGCCCGCCGGAUGGUCCUCUUCCUCAACCUCCGGUGUUUCGGGCUUACCGGCCGCCUAUCCCGCCGCAACCCACCCCGCCGUCCAGCGAAGAAGACCUGGAACCGGGAUCUAAUCGCCCCAGUGCGGUAGAUUCAGUGGAUCAUUUCAUCCCUGACCCCGAACCUGAAUCCGAGGCGCCUGUCGAUUCUCUCUCCAGUGAAGAUGAUAGGGGCCCGUGGACACCUCCCGACUACGAGCCGGUGGCUGCGCCUUUGAAUAAACUACAUUACGCUUGCUACCAGGACCACCGGUCAAUGCCUCCAGCUAACAAUGCCUGGUAUGCGCUGCCCUGCAUGACGUGCCAGAAGUUUGAUCACGAAGCGCGACACCGGUGUGUUUUCUGCUGUCUGCGCAUAUGCGGAGGAUGCUAUCAGGCAUUGCAGAAAUGCUCUAACCGCUCGUUGGCACAACUGAUGAGGUCCCUUCCUCCUCAAUGAUUAUUCCAAAUGACGUUCCGUAGUACUGCUCUUGUCACUGCAUACGUCAGGCAAGAGUACGGUCGAACCACAAAGUCGUUUCUUGCUUCUUUCGAAUAUUCUUUCCCUACUUUAUAUACCUCGAUUUUUUCUCAUUCUCUUUUCAUUUAUACAUCCGCAUGAAAUAAGAUUCCCCUCGAGUUGCUACUAUGUGUUGCGUG